Phymastichus coffea is the source of this 2756-nucleotide messenger RNA. RefSeq names its product pentraxin-related protein PTX3-like. The record is from RefSeq and is a predicted model, not a curated record. Lineage: Eukaryota; Metazoa; Arthropoda; Insecta; Hymenoptera; Eulophidae. The transcript is spliced from 4 exons. The coding region runs from base 594 to 1508 and encodes 304 amino acids.
UCCCGACAGCUCUUCAUUAAUUAACGCGAGCGCGCCGCGCGCGAAAUGGCCGCGUCGCGAGCAGACAAUCGCAGACGAGCCGCCGCGCACUUUCGCUCCGUUAAUUAUUCACGUGGCGGCACGACGUCCCGGGAGACAGAGUGUCGUCGUACUAACGCGCUUGCGCGCCCCAGCCGCCAAGUAACAAGUGGGAGGAGGCGAUCACAAUCGGAUGGCGAUGUCGUCGCCGGCCGGCCGAAAGUAUAUAUAAAGUCGAUGCGUGUGCCGCUUGCAUCGGAAGCCGGCGCCGAGGCUGCUGCCGUUGCCGCUGCGUGCGCGCUGCUCCUCCUCGGCUGCCUCUUUCUAGCCGCAGUUUCUUAUGUCGUACGGGCAGCGCGCGCGGCAGCUCGGCGCGCCGACUGACAGAUCAAGAGCGACGCAGCGAUUUGCGUUCGCGCCGCGCUUCGCUGCGGCCACGUGUGCACGUGUACGCGCGCGCGCGUGUGAGUGUGUGUACGUGUGGAGAGGCACAUUUUUCGAAAGUACAUGCACGGACACGCCAAGCCGUAUGGUACGCAAAGGUCGCGCGGCGAGCAAGCUCCCGGACAGAUAAGAUGUUGCCGUUGCAAAGGCUCCACGCGAUUCUCGCGCUGGCCAGUGUCGUUCUGAUGCGGCUCGGGGUUGCCGACGCCGCGACGACGCCUAUGCACAAAGUUCUGCUCACGCAACGAGGUUACAUACAGUUUCUCAGAUGGGAAAUGCCGCUGCCCGAAAUUCGCGAGUUUACGUAUUGCCUGUGGAUGAAGUCCGUCAACUACACCCUCAGGAAUUCCAUAUUCUCCUACUCACACAACGAAACCCAGAGACGAGUGAGCGCAUGGGUAUCGGCUUACGGUCAAAGCGUGCAUCUGGAAAUCGGCAGUGUCGAGGUAAUGGCGGUGCCGGUCAAUUUGCAGGAGCACAGGUGGUACCACUUGUGCCAAAGUUGGGACAGUCGGGACGGACAAUUCGCCCUCUGGAUCGACGCGCACGUCGUCGCUCACGGCUACGCCAAACAGAUGGCAGGUCACGUAAUACCAGCGAACGGGGACCCAGUAGUAGGUCAAGAGUACACGGACUUCGACAAAGGUCUCGAGGAAGGAAUCGAAGGUGCAGUUCUUGGUUUCAACUUACUUCUCGUCUCGGCGUUCGCGCCGAGAAGCCGAUCUAUUCUUCGAUCAGCGUCAUCCUACACCCCGUUCGGCUUCGUAUACGCCCCAAAAUAUUUCACGUCCAAUUUUUACAACUGGCCUACAAGCAAGAACAGGGGACGACAAGUCGUUCGUAAAGUCGAAUCGGAUCCUCUGAUUCCGGGCGAGACGAUCGGCGAAUAUCUCGUGCGUAUGACUUACGAGCACUGUCAGCGUGGUCGUGCAAGCCCGUUUAUCAAUCCAACGGUCAUGAUCAUCUCGUGGACGAGGACGCCGGUUAAAAUAUUCGGCGGGGCCGUCGUGAAAAACGCACUCGGCACCUGCGGUCAUUUCGGCUAAGAGUGCGCGUGCGCGCAUUGCGUCACGACAGUGCGCGCCUCAAUGCAAUCGUGCCAUCGACAAUGGAAGCAACUCAAAGUACAAAAACGAAAAAGCACGGACAGAAGGGCACUCGAUCCUCUUAUUGCGUCUUAUUAUUGCGCAAACGCACGCGGACGUAGAGAAAGAGAAAACUGGAGUUUGAGUGCACCACCCGCAAAUGCGAAUCUCAGGACAUCUCUCUCAUUCAAGUCCAUUGCAGCUAUUUCUCUUUCUCCCCGUGAAUAUCCGCACGUCUACGCAUACGUAUCGCUCGCUCGAGUGCAUUUCACACUUAUUUGCGCUUGACGAUCACCACGCGCGGCAUUGCCAAUAUCAAGCAUCCAUCAUCCCACAAGCGUAUAUCUCGGUAAGUUCUUCGUUUUUCUUUUCUUUCUUUUUUUCUUUUUUUUUUGUUUCCGAGCUUGCGUAACGGCUGUCUUUUUCUUGCUCGGAUUUUCUGCUGAUUUUUCACACGCAGCAACAAAAGCGGACAGUUUUUCUCGAACUCGCGUACGCUUAAAGGAGCCCUUGGAACCGACAUGUAUACAUAUUGCCUUUCACUAUCACACGCAUUUUUCGGCUUUCACUCUCUUACUCUGGCGACAAAAAGAAAUAGAGCAAAGUACGUGUAUGGAUGUCGAAAGGGCCAGGGUCAAGUCUUAUAAAAUCGACGCAAGUCAUCCGGCAAACAACACGCUUUUGCAAUUCCACAUUAUACGUAUGCGUUUUUUUUUUCUUUUUAUCCGCAUUGAAAACUGGUGCCUCGCUAACGUAGAAAUAAUUGUUUGAAAAAGUCACGAAAAGAAAUUGAUAUGUCGCGCGAAUGUGAAACUUUCUAAACUAGCCGGAUUUUUCAAAGUAAGUGUAAGGGAGCGCUCGGGAAUAUAUGUAUGUAUAUUCACACGCUUAUGUAAUUGGAAUGUAGGCAUGAGUCGCACGACCGUCAUUGUACGCGGCUUAUAGCUCUCGAGUGCUCUACAUUAUUCGUCACACACAUAUUAUUAGUUAUUUUGCUACUUACUUAAUUUCAUCAAAAUACUUUUCUAUUUUUUUUUUUUUAACUUAUAUACCUGUUAGAUUAUUCGCGCACGAAUGUAUCUCGGUAACAACAAUGAAUACAAAAUACGAUGGUCAUGAUAAGGUUACAUACGCUCUCGAAUAUAAUACACUCAUACAUCUACCGUGACGCCUUCGGUUGUAAGGAAAGCCAAGUAUUAUUAACUUGUA